CAGCUAUCGGAACGAUCUCUUGUUGUUUUGCAGACCGUGGUGUGAGCGUACUGCGGCCCUCUGCGGGGAUUUGGGGUUUAACGAAUGUAAGAGGGGUGAUUAUUCCCGCGGUUGCCUUCCCCCGGACCGUAAUCUCAUCGACAUCACCACAUAACGCAUCUUGUAAGCAUCCCUCAAAACAAGCCCCAACGACUUCACCUCUCUCCUUUCCUCACAACCACAACCACAUCCUUCUGCCUUAUAUUUACACACAAUGUCUCAACCAGUAGGCGACAUCGGUCUGAUCGGCUUGGCCGUCAUGGGCCAAAACCUCAUCCUUAACAUGAACGACAAGGGCUUCACCGUUGUUGCUUACAACCGAACGACAAGCAAAGUCGACGCCUUCCUUGCUAACGAGGCAAAGGGUACCAAGAUCCAGGGCGCACACUCCGUUGAGGAGCUCGUUUCCAAGCUUAAGCGACCCCGUAAGAUCAUCCUUCUCGUGAAGGCUGGCCCUGCUGUCGACGACUUCAUCAGGCAGCUUGAGCCUCAUCUCGAGAAGGGUGAUAUUAUUAUUGACGGUGGUAACUCUCAUUACCCUGAUACUAUCCGUCGUAGCAAGGAACUUGAGUCCAAGGGUCUCCUUUUUGUUGGCUCUGGUGUCUCCGGUGGCGAGGAGGGUGCCCGUUACGGUCCCUCACUUAUGCCUGGAGGUUCGCCCGCCGCCUGGCCAGCCAUCAAGGAAAUUUUCCAGGCUACUGCCGCUCAGGUCAACGGCGAGCCUUGCUGUGAUUGGGUCGGUGAGGGAGGUGCUGGACACUACGUGAAGAUGGUCCACAAUGGUAUUGAAUAUGGUGACAUGCAGCUUAUUGCUGAGGCAUACGAUAUCCUCAAGCGUGGCCUUGGUCUCCACGAAGAUGAGAUUGCUGAUAUCUUCAACAACUGGAACAAGGGUGUUCUUGACUCAUUCCUGAUCGAGAUCACUGCCAACAUUCUCAAGUUCAAGGAUGACGAUGGCGAGCCCCUCGUCCCUAAAAUUCUUGAUCAAGCUGGACAGAAGGGUACCGGAAAGUGGACUGCCAUUGCAGCCCUUGACGCUGGCAUGCCUGUCACCCUUAUCGGUGAAGCCGUCUUUGCCCGUUGCUUGUCUUCCCUUAAGGAGGAGCGUAUACGUGCAAGCAAAGUCAUCGCUGGUCCUCAGAAGGAGGCCUUCAAGGGUGACAAGAAGCAAUUUAUCGAUGACCUCGAGCAGGCGCUCUACGCGUCCAAGAUCAUCUCCUACACUCAGGGCUUCAUGCUCAUGCGCCAAACCGCUAAGGAUCUUGGCUGGACCUUGAACUACGCUGGUAUCGCUCGUAUGUGGCGUGGAGGAUGCAUCAUCAAGAGUGUUUUCCUUGGUGACAUCGCCGCCGCCUACCAGAAGAAUAGCAACCUUGAGUCGUUGCUCUUCGACGACUUCUUCAACAAGGCUGCUCACAAAGCGCAGCCUGGCUGGAGGCGUAUCAUCGCGCAGGCCGUUCUCUGGGGUAUUCCCACCCCCGCCUUCUCCACUGCCCUUGCCUUCUUCGAUGGCUACAGAAGUGAGGUCGUCCCCGCCAACCUUCUCCAAGCACAGCGUGACUACUUUGGUGCACACACUUUCCGCGUCGUGCCCGGCAAGGAGAACACCAAGCUCAAGCUCGGUGAAGACAUCCGUACGUACCAUAAGCUCCCCUGUUUGCCCUUUCUAACCUGUUAUAUUGGUUAGACAUCAACUGGACCGGUCGUGGCGGUAACGUCUCUGCCUCUUCAUACAGUGCGUAAGGGCUUUGCGUUCCUUGUGUUCCGCGCGUUGUCUUUCUUGUAUCUAUCUGUGUCUCUGAGGGAAUGUAACAAAUAAGAAGGAAGUACGAAAAUGGGGUCGGUACGAUAGUUUGUAGAAGUCAUCAUAGAUCUCCAUCAAUGAAACAUACGCUUUCAACCUUACUGAGUAAGGCCUUCGAUGACCACUCGACUGCGUGGAAGUUGUAUUUCGCGGAGGAGGUUGUUUUUCAGCUUUUU
Molecule: messenger RNA, 2019 nt
Organism: Somion occarium
Lineage: Eukaryota; Fungi; Basidiomycota; Agaricomycetes; Polyporales; Cerrenaceae
Source: the annotation of a GenBank genome assembly